CCUAAUGGAGAGUCCACAAUAGGUGCAAAUGCUAGGCUAGUGCAAGUACAAGUACAAAUGCUAGUGUCACAGAGUUGGACUUGGUUGCGCGCGCACGGUGCCAACUGUUGCGGAGUUCGUGAAAAAAGUUUUUCCUUUUGGUUUUGAAACUUCGCCGUUAACAGCCGUUAAGUAGUAAAAUAAUCGCGUGAUUACGAUUUUUUUGACAAAUUUGUCUUAAUUUGACACCGCCCAGCACUUAUUAAUUAAAUUAUUUAUAUUCUUACGCAUUUUCAGCAAACUAUGGAGGAUCUAAACAGCCUGUUGAUAAGAUUAGUGCAGAACCAUCCGAUAAUUUACGAUAAAGCCUCGAAGCAUUAUAAGAAUAAUUUUAAAAAAAAGGAAGCUUGGGAACAAAUUGUUCUCGCGUUCAAUACAAAAGUUAGAAGCGACAUAACAGCUGAUCAAGCAUUCAAAAGAUGGAAAAAAUUAAAAGACAUUUUUGUGAAGGAAAGAACAAAAAUUAAAGCAUAUAUUCCAUCAGGUUCGUCUGCUCAAUGCCAUACAGAAAAAUGGAUGUACUACGACGAGUUGAUUUUUUUAAAAGAUAUCGUCGAUCACAAAAGUACUGUUAGUAGUUUCCAAAGACCAAAUGAGCACCUAGAAGAAGGUGAAGAUGAAGAACAUGAAGAAGAAGGUGAAGUUCAAAUACAGGAAGAAGAAGGAAGAGAAGUGUUCGAUGAUGCAGAUAUCUUCUUUUACUUUCCUCUCAAUGCACCAUCUUCUUCUCCGACCCAGAUAGAAUAUUCUGAACCAGACGAAUCAUCACUUCAAAAAAAUAAUAUUAAAAUUGAGCGAUUGAUUGUGAUAAAAGAUAUAUGGGACAACAUCCCUCAAAAUCAAAAAGUAAAUUGUUAUAAAGAAUUAAGUCAGUUAAUGAAAGAAGGAUAA
Leptopilina heterotoma is the source of this 930-nucleotide messenger RNA. RefSeq lists its product as uncharacterized. The transcript has 5 exons. Gene Ontology annotation, cellular component: transcription regulator complex; nucleus. Gene Ontology annotation, biological process: regulation of transcription by RNA polymerase II. The record is from RefSeq and is a predicted model, not a curated record. NCBI's taxonomy places the organism in Eukaryota, Metazoa, Arthropoda, Insecta, Hymenoptera, Figitidae. Bases 283 to 930 code for a protein of 215 amino acids.